Molecule: messenger RNA, 1509 nt
Organism: Aspergillus niger
Lineage: Eukaryota; Fungi; Ascomycota; Eurotiomycetes; Eurotiales; Aspergillaceae
Exons: 4
Coding region: 1-1509 (502 amino acids)
Cellular component (GO): mitochondrion
Molecular function (GO): 2 iron, 2 sulfur cluster binding; 2-methylcitrate dehydratase activity
Source: RefSeq, a predicted model, not a curated record
AUGUCUCCCCUUCAACAUGCUGCUCCCGUCGUUCCCGGCGAUAAGCCGUACGACCCAGAGAUCAAGGAUAUGGCCGACUAUAUCCACAACUACAAUGUGAACUCGGACUUGGCGUAUGACACCGCCCGUUUGGUGUUCCUCGACACUCUGGGGUGCGGUUUGGAGGCAUUGAAGUUCAAGGAAUGCUCCAAGCUCCUGGGCCCGGUGGUGGACGGCACCGUGGUGCCCAACGGAACUCGCGUUCCUGGAACGCCCUACCAGCUGGACCCUGUCAACGGCGCUUUCAACAUUGGCGCUAUGAUCCGCUGGCUGGACUACAACGACUGCUGGUUGGCUGCUGAAUGGGGUCACCCCUCGGACAACCUGGGUGGAAUCCUUGCUGUCGCCGACUGGGUUUCUCGCACAAACCGUGCGGGCGGAAACAUUGCCAACGGCAAGAUCUUCAAGGUCAAGGACGUCCUGGAGGCCAUGAUCAAGGCGCACGAGAUUCAGGGUGUGUUGGCGCUGGAGAACUCCUUCAACAAGGUCGGCUUGGACCACGUCGUUCUCGUCAAGGUUGCUACCACUGCUGUCGUUGCAAAGAUGCUCGGCCUUAGCGAGAAGCAGACCGCAGAUGCGAUUACCCAAGCAUUCGUGGACGGACAGUCUCUCCGUACCUACAGACACUCCCCCAACACCAUGUCGAGGAAGUCCUGGGCUGCGGGUGACGCAUGCCAGCGGGCCGUGAACCUCGUCUUGAAGGUGCAGAAGGGCGAGGGUGGCCUGCACACCGUCCUGUCUGCUCCCGUUUGGGGUUUCUAUGAUGUCCUGUUCAAGGGCAACAAGUUCCAGUUCCAGCGCCCCUACGGUAGUUAUGUCAUGGAGAAUGUUCUGUUCAAGGUCUCCUACCCGGCCGAGUUCCACUCCCAGACCGCGAUCGAGGCCGCUGAGAUGGUUAACGUGAAGCUCAAGGCUCUCGGAAAGACUGCCGCCGACAUUAAGGAGAUCAGAAACCGCACCCACGAGGCGUGCAUUCGUAUCAUCGACAAGCAGUUCAAGGCGAUGGACAACUUCGCCGAUCGUGACCACUGUGUUCAGUACAUGGUUGCGACCAUGUUGGUCUUCAACCGGUUGACUGCCAACGACUACGCCGACGGAUCGGAGGCUGCUACUUCUCAGCUCCUGGAAGACCUGCGCAAGCGCAUUUACUGUGUCGAGGAUCCCCAGUUCACUAAGGAUUACCACGACCCUGCGAAGCGCACCAUCCCCAACGCCCUUACCGUUACUCUGAAUGACGGAACGGUGCUGGAUGAGGUGGUUGUCGAGGCACCCUUGGGCCACCGCCUGCGGCGUGAGGAGGCCAAGCCGGAGAUUCUGGCCAAGUACAAGCGUCAUCUGCAGGCGCACUUUGACCAGGCCCGCAUUGACCAGCUGAUUCAGGUUGGCUGGGACCAGGCCGCUCUUGAGGGCUACGACGUUGACCAGUACGUCGACUUGUAUGUCAAGGACCAGAUGGUGGCAGCUCAGUAG